This is a messenger RNA of Culex pipiens pallens (northern house mosquito), 2671 nucleotides long. Its product is annotated as ATP-dependent DNA helicase DDX11. Bases 46 to 2670 code for a protein of 874 amino acids. NCBI's taxonomy places the organism in Eukaryota, Metazoa, Arthropoda, Insecta, Diptera, Culicidae. Gene Ontology annotation, molecular function: hydrolase activity, acting on acid anhydrides, in phosphorus-containing anhydrides; DNA helicase activity; ATP binding. The transcript is spliced from 3 exons. The record is from RefSeq and is a predicted model, not a curated record. Gene Ontology annotation, biological process: establishment of sister chromatid cohesion; nucleobase-containing compound metabolic process. Gene Ontology annotation, cellular component: nucleus.
UCAAAACAAAGUUCAACUCCAGCAACAGCAAAUCGAUUCCCAACGAUGUCGUUCCGCCCGGAGACCGCGCUCGUGGCACCGGAAAGCGGCUCGCAGUUCAGUUUUCCCUUCCCCCCGUACGACAUCCAGCUGGACCUGAUGCGGUCACUGUACACGGUCGUCGAACGUGGCCAGGUAGGGAUCUUCGAAAGCCCCACCGGGACCGGCAAGAGCCUUACGCUAACCUGUGGCGUGCUGAGCUGGCUGCGGGACCACGAGGCGCUGGUGGAGCGAGAGUUGGCCGAGCGGAUUGAGGCGUUGCGGGGUGAGAUUGGUCGGUUGGAGCGGGAGACGGCUGGGGCGGUGGAUUGGAUUAGUGGGCAGUUUGAGACGAUUGGGAUUAAGAAGCAGCUGGGGGAGUUGAGGGGGGUCAAGGAUUUGAGGGACGAGUAUUAUAAGCGGUUGGAUGAGCUGAGGGAGAAGCGGGUUGAGUUUAAGAAACGGUUCAGGAAGAAAACUGCGGAGAACUUGCUGGAAAGUGAUGGUAAAGUUGAUGUUGAAAAUGGUAACGAUGAUUUUUUGGUGGAGGAAUCGGAUGACGAUCAGGAUGUGGCAGCCGAGGAAGAAGACCGGUUGAGGUAUCAACCGGUGCAGGUGAUAUUUUGCUCUAGGACGCAUUCCCAGCUGAGUCAGGUGGUGAACGAGGUUCGCAGGACAGAGUUUGGCAAGCAGAUAAGACUGACGAUGAUUGCUUCGAGACAGAACCUUUGCAUCAAUCAAGAAGUUAGGAAGCUUAAGUCUAACACAUUAGUUAACGAGCGCUGCUUGGAAAUGCAGAAGAACUCUGGUAAGGCCACCUGUAAGGAUGAGGACGGGAAUGUCAGCAAGAAACGGAAGGUUGGUUCUUCAGCUCAAAAAUGUCCCUUUUACAAUCGGGAGGCGAUUGAGGAGCUAAAAAAUAACUCCCUCUUCGAGGUGCAAGACAUCGAAGAACUUGUCAGCUUUGCGAAGCAGGAAAAAGCUUGUCCGUACUACGCCUCACGUGCCGCAGUCGGUGACACGCAGCUGCUGAUGGUUCCGUACCAAAAUCUGCUCCACCGGAAAACUCGCGAGCAAACGGGACUCGAUAUCAAAAACGCCGUCAUCAUCAUCGAUGAGGCGCACAACUUGCUGGACACGAUUUCGAGCAUCCACAGCCAGGAGGUGUCGUUGGAGUGCUUGCAGCAGGCUCGGCUGCAGCUGACCGCGUACAAAAAGCAGUACUUUCAACGAUUCUCGACAAAGAACCUGCUCAAGAUCAACCAGCUAUUGUUCAUCGCCACCAGACUGUGCAAAAUGUUGGAGGUCGCGCCGGGGACGGAUUCUAGAAUGAUUCAAACGCACGAAUUGAUGACCGAGGGGGACUUCUUCAACCUCAACCUGCAGGAGAUAGUUCAGUUUGCGGAGAAGAGUCGCAUCGCGCAAAAGGUGCACGGCUUUGCGCAGUCCGUUCCGCAGUCUGUCCUGUUGGCGGGCGAGAAGAAGCGGCCUGCUCCGCAGGAGAAUAAGUCGGUUGCGCUGAAGAGCUUCCUGAAGCAGCUGGAAAAGGUUGCCGCUGAUAAGGGCAAGAAAAAGCCGGCUGAGCGUGAAGCUGACGAGAGCGAGAAUCAAAAUCCUGAGGUGAAAAGGGAACCGGUCGUGAACGCGAUUCGUCCGCUGUUGGCCUUUAUCGAGAGUCUUGCGGAGAGCUUCGACGAUGGACGAGUUUUGCUCACCUACAAUGGGACCGAUCCGAAGCGGGCGAGCAUGAAGUAUCUGCUACUGAAUCCGGGGGCGAGAUUCGGGGACAUUCUCAGCAGCUGUCGUUCGAUCAUUCUGGCCGGUGGAACCAUGCAUCCCAUAGACGAACUCACUGAGCAACUUUUCAAGGAUUGCGCCGAACGAGUGCAGAUACGGAGCUACCGACACGUUGUCCCGGCUGACGCCGUCCUCCCGUUGGCCAUCGGCAAAGGUCCAUCCGGAAAGGAACUUCUCUUCAAUUACGCUAAUCGACAGAACAAGGAGCAGCUAAACGAGCUAACCUCGGUCCUCGCCAACCUGUGCCAAGUCGUCCCGCACGGAAUCGUUUGCUUCUUCGCCUCGUACGACUAUUUGGAUCAAUUCUACGCCACCAUCCAGACGAACGGUCGCCUCGAUCGCAUCGCCGAGCGCAAGCGCGUCUUCCGUGAGCCCCGCGGAACCACAAACGUGGACAGCAUCCUGGCCGAGUACGCGCAAGCGGCCCGCCGUGCCGGUGCCCUCAUGUUGAGCGUCGUCGGAGGAAAGCUAAGCGAGGGACUGAACUUUGCCGACGAGCUCGGACGGUGCGUGGUCGUGGUAGGGCUUCCCUACCCGAAUCGAACCAGCCCGGAACUGGCCGAGCGGAUGCGGUACCUGGAUCGGACGCUAAAGCCGCCGGCCGGGAACGAAUACUACGAGAAUCUGUGCAUGAAGGCGGUCAAUCAGUGCAUUGGACGGGCUGUCAGACACAUCCGGGAUUACGCGAGUGUGGUGCUGCUGGAUGCGAGGUAUGGGACCAGCGAACGGAUACGGAAGAAGCUUCCGGUGUGGAUUUCGGAUGGGCUGCAGUGCACCGAGCGGUACGGGCAAGCGCACGGAAGUUUGGUGAAGUUUUUCAAGGGAAAGGCAAAUCACGAUGCGAUUAAUAAAUAAA